This is a messenger RNA of Mesorhabditis belari, 4752 nucleotides long. NCBI's taxonomy places the organism in Eukaryota, Metazoa, Nematoda, Chromadorea, Rhabditida, Rhabditidae. The record is from the annotation of a GenBank genome assembly.
AUGGGCAAGUGGACGCUGGAGACAAUCGAGAAUGUUCUCAAAGGAAUUGCUCAAAGGCUUUCGGAUAAACAACGGCUCUUGAUCUAUCGACUACUAAUCUCGAUUAUGGUCAUUUUACAGCGUGUCGCCGAAUCGACGCAAGAAGAGCAGGAGAUCAAAAUGGUGAAGUCUCUGAGGAGAUCAAUCAUGGAAAGAAUUCGACAAUUUGUAUUGGCUUUUGCUGAUUGUGAAUGGUCCGCUGAGCAAGUGAAGGCGCUAUGGAGAUGGGUGAUUUUGCCCCACGUAGAGGUUGUUCAUCGCGAUGAAAGAUCUUUAACAGUGGCACUUUCAUCCGUUGUUGGAGUUAUUGCUGCUAUUGCACAGAUGCCAAAAUUGUUCCACUUGCUCUGUGCUCGGCUUGAAGUUGAAAAUCUUAUGACUUGUCCAUUGAAGAUCAUGAUCGAUUCACUGAUGUGGGAAAAGACUGUGCCUCGAUAUAUGAACAUGAUCCGAUUGGGGAUUGUGUCGAUGCUCGAGUACGCGGACGAAACUCCGAAGUUGAUUGCGGAUAUCGAAUAUUUGCCUGUUCAACGAAGAGACGAUGUUAAUUACGGGACUUCCCUUCUUGUGACUCAAAUGGACAUCUUAUUGGAGUAUAUCAUCAGCACUUUGGAAAGACCAUCAAACCCAGCUAUUAUCGGAGAGAAUUUGAAGAUUUUGAAUGGAAUUUCUCCGUUUAUCAAUUCAAAGGAAGUCGCCAAACGCUUCGCAUUUUGUCUAUUGCACCUCCUCGAGAGAAGAGUAAAGGGAACAAAACCGGAAUCAAUUGCAAACUUACUCUCGACACUCAGCUCUAUUGUGGAGAAUCUCGACGAUCCGGUGGAAGUUUAUUGCAAAUUGCCAAAAUUCUUUGCUGUGUUCGAUAAUCGAACAACUCGCGAAGUCCUAGGAAAUGUUUGUGAUAAAUUGGGCAAAAAUCCAAAAUGUACGCCGAUUGAUGUCGAGAUUUUGAAUUGCUUAACCGAUCUUGAAAGCUGGAAUGCGAAACGACUUGAUGAACCGGAUUUCGACCGACGUGCAAAUGGUUACAGUCGAAUUGCGAAGAUUUUCCAAAAAGCGAACGAUCCACCGAACCUUCAUUUACUUGCAGCUUUGGCUCAAUCAAAUGCGCACACGAUAUCUACGAUUGAUGACAUUGCUCUUCGAGCUCAAGCCUCAUUGAAUCUCCGGGAUCUCAACGAUUUCAUCGCCAAACCGAUCUUCAACGAGAAAGAAGUUUAUUACAUGAUUGAUCAUCAUCUCCUGCCAUUGAUUAUCCGAGGAUUUAGACAAGAACAACAAAAUGUUCGAGAUGAGUUUAUUCGUGAUUUGAACGGACUUGUUUCUACGUUCCCCCAACACGGUCAUUUAUCACAAAUGUCGAAGGCUAAAAAUGUGGAAGAUCCUGAUCGAGAUUUCUUCGAAAAUGCUGUUCACAUUCAGAUUGGAAGACGUCGAGCUGGCUUUAAGAUUCUAUCAGAACAGAUCGAUUCAGGAGAGGUUGUAAUGAGGCCACAAAUUCUCGUCGCGUAUUUCAUCCCGUUGUUGAGACAUUACAUGCUGAAUGUCACCGAAAAAAUGAGCUCCGUUUCUGAUGCAGCACUUGAACUUCUGGUUUCGAUUCUGAAGAAAACAUCAUGGAAUGCUUAUAUAAAAAUCAUGGAUCAAUACAUCAAUCAAAUGGCUCAAGAUCUGGAGAGUGAAAAAGCCUACGUUAGAAUUGUUUGUGCCAUUCUUGAUGCUUUUCACUUUGAUGCAACGAUUGCGAAACAACAUGAGAAACGAGGCCGCAAGCAAAAGGAGGUGCCGAUGGAAGUUGAUGUUCAAAUUGUGCAGGAACCGAAUGAAGGAGACGAUGAAGAAGUAAAUUUGGAAAGCCAACCUAUCGACCAGAAUGCGGAGGAAGAAGUUUCACCCGAAGUUGUCUACGAAAAGGUUGUGAAGAAUUUACUUCCAAAAUUGAAAGCUGCAAUCAAUGGAAAGUUGAAUCCGAAAGCGAAAGAUGUGCAUAAACUAGCGAUGGAUGCAGGACAGAAACAUUACCAAGAAGAUGAUGACAUUCGGCGGGCUCCAAUCACCUUGGCUGCAGCUAAAGUACUUCUUCAUAUGCCCCCAAUUGUUAUUGAUCACAAUUUGCAUGGAGUUAUUAUGAAACUUGUUGAACUACUAGUGGCUAGAUCGGAUCGCGUACGAGAAACGGCUAGAAAGGUUAUGACUCAAGUAGUUCUGGAGUUAGGCCCACGUUAUUUUCCAUUUAUUAUCAGAGAAAUGGAACAUGUGAUGCAGAGAGGAUAUCAAGUUCAUGUACUCAUUUUCACGACUCAUCUCUUAAUCGGUGUCAUGCGGGAUCAGCUAAAGCCUGGCAAUUUGGACUCUUGCCUUGAUGUGAUUAUGAAGCUAUGCUGUGAAGAUCUCUUCUACGGAGCCGCUGAAGAGAAAGAAGUGGAAGCGAUUCGAGCCAAAGUUCCAGAGGCGAAAGCAAAGAGAACGAUGGACACAGUUGAGAAUGUUGGAAGAUUCAUAGGCAUUCAAUCGCUACGUUCGGUGUUGGCCCCGUUAUAUGAAGUUAUCGAAACAAAACCAACAGCCAAAGUUAUCAAAUCGAUUGGCGAAGUUUUGAGACAUAUGGCAAUUGGAAUAAAAGAUAAUGCCGGCAUCUCUGUGGAUACAUCGUUAGUAUUUUCGCAUCAACUUCUAACGGAAAACGUCGCUAAAAUGAAAAAUAAUGUUACAAACGAAAAAAAGUCGAAAGGCAUUAUCAAACCGGAAAGUUGUCUGAUUAUACCAAAGGAGCCGCGACGAAUCGGAGAAAUAUCAAAGCACUCGUUGAAGAGCCGUUCUCAUGUAUUCGUUGAAUAUGCGCUUCAAAUAUUGGCGUUUGUGUUGCAAAACAAAAAACUUGACGCUGGUAAUUUGGCGGAUAUUGAAAAACUCGAUCCAUUUGUGUCUAUCAUGGCGGAAUGUUUAGCACUCAAAUACGAUAAGGUUAACUCGUUAGCUUUACGAUGUGUGUAUCGAAUGUUGCCCUAUCCAUUGCCGACAUUGCACGCAAAUACAAAAUCUCUUUGUGAACGACUUUUUGUUAUCUUGGCCGACUACUCUGCGAUGGGAAAUGCUGGAAAUAGACAAACCGUUUUAGAGCUUAAUCAAUUAUUGUUUAAGACAUUUGACGGCUUGAUCAAGAUUUCAUCGGCUACUUUACUGGAUGCAAAACAUGUGGAGUUGCUUUUGAACUAUGUAGCGACGGAUGUCUUGGAUAGUGCAAAGCAAGCAACUGCUUUUGCUCUUCUGAAGACAAUCAUUGCAAAGGGAAUUCAGCAUCCAAUGUUAAUUGAUAUUAUUAAACUGCUACGAGAGCAAGCUGUGCUCAGCGAGUUUCCUCACGUUCAGGCACAAUGUCGUUUGGUGAUUGCUGCGUUUGUCGGACAACAUCCACAAUCUCGUGCGCCGAAAGCGGAAAUUCAAUGGUGGCUUGAGCAACUCGAGUAUGAACAUGAAGGAGGACGCUUGAGUGCUUCCGAGAUGCUCAACUUGUUCUUUGGAAAUUUCUUGCCAGACAUUCUCGACGAAAUCUCGCUUUUGGCCUUGGUGAAAAUCGGUUCUCGACUCGUUAAUGAUUCGUUACCCAAGUGUCGUCGAUUUUGUGCACUUUCAAUCAAAACAUUGCUCUCGAAUGUUAGUGAAGCAUCGAGGAAUGAGGCCUUCACUUCAUGUAUCGAUUGGCUCAACAGUGAACAGGAAGGGAAUUAUGCUGUAGCGGCUGGCAUCAUUGUGCAACUUGUCAACGUCGAAGGGGAAAGAUUCCGAGCAAGAGGCGCUGAGGCAAUCACACACUUGUCGAAAAUGUUGAGCAAAGAAGAUGCACUUGAAACGUUUGCUGAAAAUACGAUUCUCAGUAUCAUUGAAGCGUUGAGGACGAUUCUCCAGCACUCGAAUCUUGACAGCAAUGUUUUACUGUCAACAGUCAACGAGCUUUUGGGAAUUCUCAGUCCUUUUUGUCGAUGUGUUCAAGAAAUGGAAGACGUUCGCAGAGCCGCUUCUGAACUUAUUGGACAGUCACUCGCCAUGAUCGAUGCGAAAGCGCUCACCGACCCAUCACCAUUUGAUGUUUGUGAUUGGAUGAUCUUCCAAAUGAGGGCCACAAAAUUGACUGAUCCAACUGCUCAACAAGCAAUCAAAAAUCUCCUUUCUUUGAGCAGUGCCAUCUCGGAUUCGGAAAAAUGGCAGAAUAUUGUGGAGAGAACGGCAAAAGUUUGUCACUUUGAGAUACGCAAACUUCCGGAACAAGCUAUUCGGAGAUUGUUCCUAUUCAAAUUCUGCGCCGCUCUGGCAAUGAAAUUCAAAGAGGACACGGAAAAGUUGAACUACAUCGUUGAAUGUUUUAUGCCUUCCGUCACACGAGAAAUGCUCAAGAAAAGCACAAAAAAUACCGAUGUGCUAUUUGAUAUGGCAACACAAGUCGGCGAUUUGAUCAAAGGAUUGGUCGGAGAAGCGGAAUGGGCAAACCUCUUGAGCAAGAAUACACGAGAAAUCACCGAGAAAGCGGAGGAUAGAAAAAUUUCAAAGAAAGAGAAAAAUGUUGCCAACGUCGAACAAGCGAUUACGGAUCGACAAAAGAAGUACAAGAAAAAGGCUGAAGCGAAGAAACGUAAAAUUGAUAUGUGGAAACCGUAUCGCGUUGGAAAGAGGAAAAGACUGGAGGACUUGAGAGCUCAGCUCAGUGAUGAGGAUGAA